Molecule: messenger RNA, 3999 nt
Organism: Protopterus annectens (West African lungfish)
Lineage: Eukaryota; Metazoa; Chordata; Ceratodontiformes; Protopteridae
Product: oocyte zinc finger protein XlCOF6-like
Exons: 3
Coding region: 278-2227 (649 amino acids)
Source: RefSeq, a predicted model, not a curated record
UCGGUUGCGCAGGAAGUGUCAGCGGGGGUUGCUUGUAAAUAACGUCAAAUAGGAUAAAAGAUGUGCAGCCAUUUUUGUAAUGUACAUACUUGUGUAUUACAGUACAAAGGACAAAACGAAAUCUACAAAUUCACUGCAGUUGUGUAAAUAUAUAUAUAUACGAGAAAGAGACACGCUAUAUUUCUUUUAAUGUAUCUUAAUAUCAAUUUUUAUUUUUUUUUUUCUUUCAAGAGAACUGGGGUAUUUUGCAGCAGGAAUAAAAGUGUAGCUAAAAGUGAUGGAGGCAGAUGAAAGAACCAUGUUAGGACAAAAACAGGUUGACUCCAAACCAUGUCUUCAGAUAGAACUUUGUGUCCCUGAUGUACAAAAGAAACAAAGUCAAUUGGCAUGCAUCAGAAGUGACAAUAGGUCUCAUCUGCAGUAUGCGCUUCCAUCUCACAGAGAAGAGGAAAGCUUUAUAUGCAUCUUUUGUGGAAAAUGUAUAAUUGGACUGUCUAAUUUUUCAGAACAUGAACAGACACACAAAGGAGAAAAUGUAUUUGCAUGUACUUCCUGUGGAAAGACAUUUGUGAAUCAGUCUGGCCUUAUUGUUCACCAGCAGCUUCAUUUGCAAGAAAAAAAUAUAGACAGUGAAAACAAAGUAACAGCUAAUACAGAAAAAGCAUCACAGAAGUGUAGAAAAUGUGGAAAGUUCAUUCAGCAGUCAUCUUUUGAAAAACUUUGGCCAUACGUGAAAGGCUCAUGUUUAAAAUGUGCAGACUGUGAGACAAGUUUACCAACAGAAGUUGGUAGGCCCCAGUUAAAUCACAAUUUAUCCUAUAAAUGUGCCAAUUGUGGGCAGAGUUUCCCUGACCAUUUAGUUUUUGUUAGUCAUCAAAUGACUCACAGAGAAGAGAAAUCUUUCAUAUGUUCUAACUGUGGGAAGGAUUUUGCAGGAGAAGAAAGCCUCAGUGGGCAUCUCUUGGUCUGCGCUGCAGAAGAGUCAUUUAGGCGUACUAAUUAUUGGAAGAGUUUUAGGUAUGGCCACUCCUUAAGCCACAAGCAGUCUCAAACUAAUAAAAAAACGUUUCAUUGUGUUGAAUGUGGGAAAAGUUUCUUCUAUGCCCAGUCUCUGAGUUACCAUAAGUUGCUUCAUAUCGGUGAAAAGCCUUUUAAAUGUGCCACUUGUGGAAAAAGUUUUGUAAGUCGAUCAACACUUAAAAAGCAUCAAAAGAGACAUAUCAGGUUGCCUGCAGAGCAGGAAUCCUACACAUGUACAGACUGUGGGAGGUGUUUUCCAAAACGAGCCGCUCUUGUAAGUCACCAGCGGGCACAUAAAUUGUAUGAGUGCAGUGACUGUGGGAAAGGUUUUACUGAACAGGCAUCUUAUAUUGAUCACAGACUGAGUCACACAGUUGAAAACUCUUCCAAAAGUAGUGAUACUGAAGAUCGUAAACAAAAUAUUAAUUUAGAGAAAUCCUUCUCUUGUACAAUUUGUGGAAUGCGAUUUUUUAAACGAAUAUCCCUGUUUUUGCAUCAGCGGAGUCAUAGUUCAUCUUUCAAGUGUGUCAUCUGUGGGCAGAGUUUUGUAGAUCAGCUAGUUUUCAUUAAACAUCAGUUAACACAUCCAACAAGUGCUAAGACCCUGGAAAAACUGUCUUCAAUGGGCAUUACUGUUAAAAGUACAAAUUGUGGUAAGAGUUUAGCAGACCCAGAAAACCCAUCUGAAAAUGUACUUGAUCACAGAAGUGAGGAACUUCCGUUUCAGUGUAAGGACUGUGGAAAGAGCUUCUUAUACAAAAAAUCUAUUUAUUAUCAUCAUUUGUUACACACUGGACAAAAGACAUUUCACUGUCCUGACUGUGACAAGAGUUUUAUAAAGCAUUCGUCCCUUGUAAAACACCAGGAGACUCACAAAAAACCAUCACUGCAUACUUGUAGUAACUGUGGUAAAUGCUUUCUAAAACUGUCUUCUCUUCUUAGUCACAGAAGGGUUCAUAAUGUGUCUUUUGAGUGUAGUGACUGUGGAGAGGUUUUCAGAGAUCAGUUAGUGUUUAUUAAGCAUAAAUUGACUCAUACAGGGAAAACUAUGGCAAACAAUAGGUCUGCAUUUUUGUCAGAACCUGGAAAGCAUACAGAAUCUGAGAUGAAUAAUGCAGGAGAUAAUAAACCGUAUAAGUGCUCAAAAUGUGAAAAAAGUUUUACUCAUCAGGGUAACCUUGUAAAGCAUCAGUUUACACACAAUUAAUGAACUACUUAUAGUAUUUAAGUGUAAAGGCACAUUAUGUGCUUCUAGUGUCAGUGAUAUUUUAUGCUUUAUGGAAGAAAAUGGUUGUGUAUUGAGAAAGUGUUAAAGGCUGUUAGUGCUCUUUCAAGGGUCUGAUAAAGCUGCAUGCAGUUAGACUAUCUUUUUGUAUCUAAGACUUCUGUGCUCAGAAAUCUUUCAGUACUGUUGAGUUUAUUUUUUUCCUCCCUGGUCACUUCCCACACUUUUACACUGUGAAACUGUUCUGUGAAGGCCAAUGAAGUGCUUAAAGUUCUCUCUUUUUUUUCCUGGCUAAUAAAGUGUUGCUGUUAUCAUCAGUAAAAAAAAAAAAUAAAUAAAAGUAAAAAAAAUUCAGGACAGGGCAGUAUACAAUAUUUUGCCAUUUGUGUCUGCUUUACCUGGGUUUUUGAAGUGUCAACUGUCGGUCAAAUAACUGAACAGAGUUGCUAUUCCUAAUGCCUAAUAAAGACAUUGUUUAAAGGUGGAGUGCAAACUUGCUAGGGCUGUAGGUCUGACUUUCUAACAAAACACUGUGUGCAGUUUAGCUGCUUUCUCUGGAGUAAGAUUCACAUGCAGCAUGAAGAUCAUCUUGGCAACUAACAGCACGGAUCAGAUUAAUCGAGUAAAAAUAAACACUGACAGCAUUUUCAUAAACAGUCUUAAAGAAGUAUUUCCCCCCUUGUGUGAGUGUGGGAGGAAACUGACAUGUGACUCACAGCCUGGUGGCAUAGAGGGAUAAAUCUCGGACUACAACCCAGAUGACCUGAGUUUGAUUAGCAGCUUGGGUGUCUGAUGUUGCUGGUAUGGAGGAUGGUCAUGCCUAUCCUGUGCAGCAUGAGCAUGUCAGUCAUGACUCUGCUGUUCUCUGUUGAAGGCUAGUGUGCAGAACAAGAUGAUGCUGAGCCUGAGUGGGUGGGGGAUGGAGUAAACUUGGCUGCCCUAUGGGCUGAAGGACAGGACAUAGACUCAAGCUACUCCACAUUGCCUCCCCAGCUUGACUGUGUCAGCACAUAGGGUAGUCUUAUGCCAUUGUGAAAAUACAGAGGUCCACUAAAUAACAAUCAUCCAUGCCUUGUCUCUCUCUCCACUUACUUGGCAUGUCUCUAGCCUCAUUAGCCUAGCAAAUGGGUGGACUGACUGCAUAAGAUGCUGCCGUAUUAUGGAUCACACUGGGAAUCUGCUACAGUUGGGACUUGUGGAGGAUAAGAACAUAAGGGCAGCGAGGGCUAUAAAAGUAACUUGCAACAUUUUCAUAAGUGAAUGGGGGGGCACCUGAUUUACUCUGUGUAGGAUGUGCGGUAUUAUGUACAUAAGAAAGACAUUGUGGAAAAAAGACAGAAGAAUACUAUCACGGCAGUAUGUCAGCCCCUAUCAGGCCAUUUUCUGGGGGGUGAAACAAAUUAUAAUACUAAAUGCAAAGUGAUACUUAUUACAGCAUAUAAUUGCAAGAUAUGAGGAAAACAUUUUUCAUUUUCUAGUUGAGUUUUCCUUUUAUUACCUCCUGGCUUCAAAUGUUAAAAUUUUCAUGUCAGUCUGAAUUUAUCUAGAUUUUUUUUUCUGUUUUGCCAUUUCUGCUGUUUUGGCUCAUACUAGUUUGCAUUGCUGUCAUUUGUGACCUGUUUCAUUCCUAUCUUUAGCUUGUGCAUUUCUGUUAGACUGCUGUCAGUAUGUAAAUGACAGGACUUGUUAUCACCAAAUGGCUAUCAAAAAAAGGAAAAAAUAAAAUCCAACUUAAAUGACUGAAAUGCUAAGAA